This is a messenger RNA of Stegastes partitus (bicolor damselfish), 1940 nucleotides long. It is a transcript of the gene fbxl14b, whose product is annotated as F-box and leucine-rich repeat protein 14b. The record is from RefSeq and is a predicted model, not a curated record. NCBI's taxonomy places the organism in Eukaryota, Metazoa, Chordata, Actinopteri, Pomacentridae. Gene Ontology annotation, molecular function: protein binding. Gene Ontology annotation, cellular component: SCF ubiquitin ligase complex. The transcript has a single exon. Bases 645 to 1847 code for a protein of 400 amino acids. Gene Ontology annotation, biological process: SCF-dependent proteasomal ubiquitin-dependent protein catabolic process.
AGCAGACAAAGGCUUUGAGCCCAGGACGCCCCUCUCUCUCUCUCACUCUGCCUACAAAGCCAAUCUUGCUCUAUCUUCGCUGCUUUUUCUACCAUGGAGCUGCUGUUUGAUAGGCGGCGUUAACAGUCUCGGGUUUUACUUUCUAAAUUCUGAAAUGUACGAUCGUCUGGAUCCCCGCUCGGCCGAGAGAGGAAGGCUUUUUGUAGGUAUAAUACAAGGAAGCGUCGUCUGAGAGAGGGAGAGAGAGGGGGAAGGAUUGACGCUUUUUCCUCCUCUCCUCCUCCUUCUUCCUUUUCGCCCCCUCUCCUCCUCUUUUUGGCGGAGAGAGGGGCUGAGGCAGGAAUAAACGCUUUUUUUUUUGUUUUUUUUCCUUCCUUUUUCUUUUUUAAUACAUUUGAAUCCUACUGCGCAACCAGACCGGAUCACGUGGCAUUGGAGAGAGUUGGAUCGAUUUUGCACAGUUCAGUGUGAGAAAAAAGAGAGAGAAACACACAACUCCUAAUUCUUUUUCACUUCUGUGGAUAACUGGGACUGUUGAUACUUUGGCAUAAUUGCAAGAGAAGGGGGUGUCUGAGUGGGCUCCUUUUUUUCAGCCUUGGAGGUGGAGGAGUAUUAAUUCUUAUAUGCCUGGGUUUUGAAAAACAAUGGAGACGCACAUUUCGUGCCUCUUCCCGGAAAUUUUGGCCAUGAUUUUCAGCUAUCUGGACGUGAGGGACAAAGGCAGGGUAGCCCAAGUGUGUAUCGCUUGGAGGGACGCAUCCUACCACAAGUCAGUGUGGAGGGGGGUGGAGGCCAAGCUGCACCUCCGCCGGGCCAAUCCUUCCUUGUUCCCCAGCCUCCAGGCCAGGGGCAUCCGGAGGGUCCAGAUCCUGUCUCUGCGCCGCAGCCUGAGCUAUGUCAUCCAGGGAAUGCCUAACAUCGAGUCCCUCAAUCUGUCCGGCUGCUACAACCUCACGGAUAACGGGCUGGGCCAUGCAUUUGUGCAGGAGAUCCCAUCACUUAGGGUUUUGAACCUGAGUCUGUGCAAGCAGAUCACAGACUCCAGUCUCGGCAGGAUCGCCCAGUAUCUGAAGAACCUGGAGGUGCUGGAGCUCGGUGGCUGCAGCAACAUCACCAACACUGGGCUUCUGUUGAUAGCCUGGGGCCUCCACAGGCUCAAGAGCCUCAAUCUGAGGUCCUGCAGGCAUGUCUCAGAUGUGGGGAUUGGACAUUUGGCGGGUAUGACCCGCAGCGCAGCAGAGGGCUGCCUAAACCUAGAGUACCUGACUCUCCAAGACUGUCAGAAACUGACGGACCUGUCACUCAAACACAUUUCCAAGGGGCUGACCAAGCUGCGGGUGCUGAACCUGAGCUUCUGUGGGGGGAUCUCGGAUGCCGGGAUGAUCCACCUCUCCCACAUGGCCUCCCUGUGGAGCCUCAACCUGCGCUCCUGUGACAACAUCAGCGACACGGGGACCAUGCACCUCGCCAUGGGCACCCUGAGGCUCUCUGGGCUUGACGUUUCCUUCUGUGACAAGAUCGGGGACCAGACCCUGGCGUACAUCGCUCAGGGGCUGUACCAGCUCAAGUCGCUGUCCCUGUGCUCGUGCCACAUCUCCGACGACGGGAUCAACCGGAUGGUGAGGCAGAUGCACGAGCUGAGGACCCUGAACAUUGGACAGUGUGUGCGCAUCACGGACAAAGGGCUGGAGCUCAUAGCGGACCACCUGACCCAGCUGGCGGGCAUCGACCUGUAUGGAUGUACCAAGAUCACCAAGAGGGGACUGGAGAGGAUCACACAGCUCCCCUGCCUUAAAGUGUUGAACCUGGGACUCUGGCAGAUGACAGAGAGUGAGAAAGUGAGGUGAUUGGAAAUGUUUGGAGGCUUGUGUGAGUGUGUGUGUGUGUGUGUGUUCAUUUCUUUUUUGGAUGGGGAACAUGAGGAGUGGGGGGGAGGAGGU